CUUUUUUUUUUUUUUAUUUAUUUUAUUCAAACUCUUUGGAAGAAUGGAAGGCCACGAUAUGUCCAUGAUGCACGACCACGCUAUGCAUAACCACGCUAUGCCAGGUCAUGAUAUGCCAGGACAUGAUAUGCCAAUGGGUCCACAAUGUAGCAUGAAUAUGCUGUUUAAUUGGCAAGUGGAGGAUACCUGUGUUGUGUUUCGUUGGUGGCAUAUUUCCGGUCCUUGGACCAUGUUCUGGUCGUGUCUCAUCAUUUUCCUGAUUGGCGCUGCUUAUGAAUGGAUGCGUGCUUAUUCUGUUUCUCUCGAUAACAAAUGGAAAGAAGAAGCAGCCUAUCUUGCACAAAAGAACUGCUGUCAAAAUAACGGAGAAGAAGAUGAUGAGGUGACCGCUGGAAGAGAACAACGGUCUUUGGUUCACGCCUAUGAGGAGCACAAGAGACUCUCCAACAAAAAGGAAAUCAUUCGAUCCACUAUCUAUGCUUCCUUGGUCGGUGUCAGUUUCUGGCUCAUGUUGGUGUUUAUGACUUAUAAUGGCUAUUUAAUGCUCGCUACUGUCCUUGGAGCUGGCUUUGGUCAUUUUGUCUUUGGUAAUGGCAAAUUAUCAGCCAGCCGUUCCAUUCAAUGUCAUUAGAAGAAUACAUGUUUUUUAUGGCUAUCAUAGCCAACGAACACCCCCGCCCCUUUUUUUUUACCAUUGCUUGAAUAAAGAAAAAAAAAAAAAGUAUAGCUAUUGCUUUUAUUUAUCAAUACUCUAUC
Messenger RNA from Mycotypha africana, 756 nucleotides. RefSeq names its product Ctr copper transporter family-domain-containing protein. Bases 44 to 631 code for a protein of 195 amino acids. Gene Ontology annotation, biological process: copper ion transmembrane transport. Gene Ontology annotation, molecular function: copper ion transmembrane transporter activity. Lineage: Eukaryota; Fungi; Mucoromycota; Mucoromycetes; Mucorales; Mycotyphaceae. Gene Ontology annotation, cellular component: membrane. The record is from RefSeq and is a predicted model, not a curated record. The transcript has 3 exons.